UCUUCGCCUUAUCCUCCAGCACUUGAGCUGAGCCAGAGAGAGACUGCAACAUGUUGGCCCACACACUGCUGGUGUUGACGGCCCUGGUGCUGGCCCACGGUGCUCCUCAGGAGAGGGGCGACACGGACGCCUCCAGCCAGCUGCUCCAGCUCAAGGCCCUGGUGGAGGAGCUGAAGAACACCACCCAGGACCAAGCCGAUGAACUGAAAAUGGUCAAAGACAGACUGGCCAUUGCAGAGAAAGACCUCAAGGAGAUGAAAGAUGUACCAAAAAUUGCCUUCUCUGCAUCACUGGGUGGAGAUGGACUGUUUGAAGCCGGGUCCUCUUACAAGACGAUCAUUUACAAAAAUGUCAUCACGAAUAUUGGCGAAGCAUACGACGACAAAACAGGAAAGUUCACGGUGCCCGUGAGGGGAGUCUACUACGUGCGCAUGACCGCCAACGGCCCGACAGAGAAAACCAUCUCCUCUGUCCUCUAUAAGGGCCAACAAAUUAUUUUGAUCGUUCACGAGCAGCCCUCGGGUGAGGGGAGCGACACUGCGUCCAAUGGCGCCACCUUUCUGCUCGAGAAGGGAGACCAGCUUCACGUUAAGCUCUGGCCAAACACACACAUCUGGGACAACUCUGGCCGCUUCAGCACCAUCACAGCCUUCCUGCUCUACCCCAUGCCGGCGUGAGGAGCCCAAAAAAGCUUGGGACCACAUCAUGACACCAUGCCUGUGGUGUUUUAGUAGUAGGAAUCAUGAUAAGAAAUAACGUAUUUUGUAUGUGAACGUAUAGGCUACAUUUCUUACCAUCACAAUAAAGAUGGAGAACAAAUAAAGAAAUAAGAAAUAAA
Molecule: messenger RNA, 838 nt
Organism: Sardina pilchardus (European sardine)
Lineage: Eukaryota; Metazoa; Chordata; Actinopteri; Clupeiformes; Clupeidae
Product: complement C1q-like protein 2
Exons: 4
Coding region: 51-677 (208 amino acids)
Molecular function (GO): protein binding
Source: RefSeq, a predicted model, not a curated record